Messenger RNA from Otolemur garnettii (small-eared galago), 2518 nucleotides. It is a transcript of the gene LRRC8E, whose product is annotated as leucine rich repeat containing 8 VRAC subunit E. The record is from RefSeq and is a predicted model, not a curated record. Gene Ontology annotation, molecular function: protein binding. Bases 1 to 2388 code for a protein of 795 amino acids. Lineage: Eukaryota; Metazoa; Chordata; Mammalia; Primates; Galagidae. The transcript has 2 exons.
AUGAUCCCAGUGGCAGAGUUCAAACAGUUCACGGAACAGCAGCCUGCAUUCAAGGUGCUCAAACCCUGGUGGGAUGUGCUGGCUGAGUACCUCACCCUGGCCAUGCUCAUGAUUGGGGUCUUCGGCUGUACCCUCCAGGUGACACAGGACAAGAUCAUCUGUCUGCCCAGUCAUGAGCCCCAGGAGAACUUAUCAGAGGCCCCCUGCCAGCAACUGUUGCCACAGGGGGUCUCUGAGCAAAUGGGGGCCCUCCGGGAGGUGCGUGGCCUCAAGAACAACCUGGACCUACAGCAGUACAGCUUCAUUAACCAGCUCUGCUAUGAGACUGCCCUCCAUUGGUAUGCCAAGUACUUCCCCUACCUUGUGGUCAUUCACACACUUAUCUUCAUGGUCUGCACCAGCUUCUGGUUCAAGUUCCCUGGUACCAGCUCCAAGAUCGAACACUUCAUCUCCAUCCUAGGCAAGUGUUUCGACUCACCAUGGACCACACGAGCCCUGUCUGAGGUCUCUGGGGAGAACCAGAAGGGCUCAGCUGCUGGACGGGCCACAGCAAUCAUAGUAGCCACGGCAGGGGUGGGACUGGGGAAGGCAGGAGAUGGGGAGAAGGAGAAGGUGCUGGUGGAGCCGGAGAAGGUAGUGACUGAGCCACCAGUUGUCACUCUGCUUGAUAAGAAAGAGGGUGAGCAGGCCAAAGCCUUGUUUGAGAAAGUCAAGAAGUUCCGUGUCCAUGUAGAAGAAGGGGACAUCCUUUAUACGAUGUAUAUCCGGCAGACAGUACUCAAAGUAUGCAAGUUUUUGGCCAUCUUGGUCUAUAAUCUGAUCUAUGUGGAAAAGAUCAGCUUCCUGGUAGCCUGCAGGGUGGAGACUUCUGAAGUCACAGGCUAUGCCAGCUUCUGCUGCAACCACACCAAGGCCCACCUUUUCUCUAAGCUCGCUUUCUGUUACAUCUCCUUUGUGUGUGUCUAUGGGCUUACUUGCCUAUAUACACUCUACUGGCUCUUCCACAGGCCCCUCAAAGAGUACUCCUUCCGUUCUGUGCGGGAGGAGACUGGCAUGGGGGACAUUCCUGAUGUCAAGAAUGACUUCGCCUUCAUGCUACACCUCAUCGACCAGUAUGACUCGCUCUACUCCAAGCGCUUUGCUGUCUUCCUCUCUGAGGUCAGUGAAAGCCGUCUGAAGCAACUCAACCUCAACCAUGAGUGGACGCCUGAGAAGCUCCGGCAGAAGCUGCAGCGUAAUGCACACGGCCGGCUGGAGCUGGCCCUCUGCAUGCUCCCUGGGCUGCCAGACACUGUGUUCGAGCUUAGCGAGGUGGAGGCGCUGCGACUGGAGGCCAUCUGUGAUAUCACCUUCCCUCCAGGGCUCUCACAGCUGGUGCAGCUGCAGGAACUCAGUUUGCUACACUCGCCUGCCAGGCUGCCCUUCUCCUUGCAGAUCUUCCUUCGGGACCGCCUGAAGGUGAUCCGCGUCAAGUGCGAGGAGCUCCGUGAGGUGCCCCUCUGGGUGUUUGGACUACGUGGCUUGGAGGAGCUGCACCUGGAGGGGCUCUUCACCCCAGAACUGGCUAGGGCAGCCACCCUUGAGAGCCUACGGGAGCUGAAGCAGCUCAAGGUGUUGUCCCUGCGGAGUAAUGCGGGGAAGAUACCAGCCAGUGUGACUGAUGUGGCUGGACACCUGCAGCAGCUCAGCCUGCACAAUGAUGGGGCCCGACUGCUGGCCCUUAACAGCCUGAAGAAGCUGGCAGUGUUGCGGGAGCUAGAGCUGGUGGCCUGUGGGCUGGAGCGCAUUCCCCAUGCUAUCUUCAGCCUCGGGGCACUGCAAGAGCUUGACCUCAAGGACAACCACCUGCGGUCCAUUGAAGAGAUCCUCAGCUUCCAGCACUGCCGAAAGCUGGUCACACUGAAGCUGUGGUACAAUCAGAUUGCCUAUGUCCCCGAGCACGUGCGGAAGCUCAGGGGCCUGGAGCAGCUCUACCUCAGUCACAACAAGCUCGAGACCCUGCCUACCCAGCUGGGCCUGUGCUCUGGCCUCCGUCUGCUGGAUGUGUCCCAUAAUGGGCUGCACUCCUUGCCCGCUGAGGUGGGUCUCCUCCAGAACCUGCAGUACCUGGCUCUGUCCUAUAAUGCCCUUGAGGGCCUGCCAGAUGAGCUCUUUUUCUGCAGAAAGCUACGGACGUUGCUUCUGGGCUAUAACCACCUUCGGCAGCUCUCGCCCCAGGUGGGAGCCCUCAGGGCCCUCAUCCGCUUGGAGCUCAAGGGCAACCGGUUAGAGGCGAUGCCAGAAGAACUGGGCAACUGUGGGGGGCUGAAAAAGGCAGGGCUUCUGGUGGAAGACGCCCUUUACGAGGGCCUGCCCGCAGAGGUACGAGAGAAGAUGGAGGAAGAAUGAGCCAGGGUGGGUACAGCGGGUUGAGGUAGGACCCCAAGGAUGCCUCUAUGAAGGAAUCUCUACCAUUCUCUACCAAGGGAGGUGGCCACGUGGGCACAGGCCAGGAGAAAAGGGGCAGACUAGUGUCAGC